Messenger RNA from Peromyscus leucopus (white-footed mouse), 8410 nucleotides. It is a transcript of the gene Faslg, whose product is annotated as Fas ligand. Gene Ontology annotation, molecular function: tumor necrosis factor receptor binding. Gene Ontology annotation, biological process: extrinsic apoptotic signaling pathway via death domain receptors; apoptotic process; positive regulation of canonical NF-kappaB signal transduction. Bases 2213 to 3061 code for a protein of 282 amino acids. NCBI's taxonomy places the organism in Eukaryota, Metazoa, Chordata, Mammalia, Rodentia, Cricetidae. Gene Ontology annotation, cellular component: membrane. The transcript is spliced from 4 exons. The record is from RefSeq and is a predicted model, not a curated record.
CUGGCUCCAGGUUUGAUUUUAUUAAUAAGACCUUCUAAAAUUCGUGGUACAGAACUGAGCUGCUAAAUGAGCAUCCUGUAAGUACUUAGAGAAGUUGAACUCGUAGGCUCAUGCUCAUAAGUAAACUCAAACUGAAGUGUACUGUGGUCUUGGCUCACAGGUGUGAUCUUUCUGUCUACUUGGCAGUUUGCCUUGGAGGGCUUCUCUAGGCUAGUUAAGGUAAACAGCAGGUUGUCUGACUAUGCCUCCCCCUCUGCUGCUGAGUCAUUUCCAGAGCUCUGGCCUGUAGCCCAUUGAGUCAACUUUCCUGUCGAUUCCCUGGAAUCAUAGGAGUAGGAGAAGGAGAGAACUCAGCUUGAGGUUCUGGACAUGGGGGCAACUGGCCUGGUGGCAUUAGUUUUUCCCUCAGGAGCUACAGUGCUAAGAUCUACUCAGAAUGAGGAUUUCUUUUCAUUACUAAGGUUUGGGUACCAAUGCGAUGGGUCUCUGUGACUAUUCCCAGGAUUGUUUCUUCUUGCUUCAUCUUGCCAGGGUGUAAUGCUGGAUAGCACUACCAAACUCCAAACCAGUUUCCAGAAGUUUCGCUCUUGUCUCUUCUGGCUAGGUACUCCUUUUCCUGCGACUGGAGAGCAGUAGGGGAUGGGUAGGCAUGGGUUUCUGAUUCCUCUACCCCCCCCCCAAAAAAAAGAAACAAAAGAGGGGUAAAGAGAGAUAUGGAAGGGGAGAAUGAUGAUUUUUGAAGACUGCUGGGAAUGGGUAGGAAAGCAAGGAGAGACUAACCAGGACCAGCGAAUGAGGGAAGGAUUAAAAAAAUGUGUCUCAGAUGAAAACAAAAACCAGGCCUGAUGACCGGAAACAUGAGCUUGCCCGAAGAGUGGCCUCAGGAGAAAGGGACUGGAUUAGCAGCUGGGGUGGGGCAGUGUGACAUCUGCCAGGAAAUGACACUUUUGGUGUUGGUUUGGCUUAGCUGGGAGAGGCAGGACGACCAUCUCGGACAUCCCAAGGCAUGAAAUAAAAACUAAGAACAUUUCAAACGAGAGCUUGCCCCAAAGGCGGUAUAUAGGAGUUUAUUGGGAUUUACACAGCUUAUAUGGGAAAAUGAGGGGAACCAAGGCUGAGUUCCUAGAGCUUAUUAGACGUAAAUGUGUGUGUGUGUGUGUGUGUGUGUGUGUGUGUGUCCAGAAGAGGGAAGUCAACCCAGGCAGAAGGGGCAGUUUUAGAAAGGCAUAAGAUACUGAGUUCAAUUUCAUGUAAUUGUUGAAUGAAGUUUGGUAUGUUCUAUGGGAUGGUUAAGGCACAGUUGCUAUAAAAAUUAUUUGUUGGUUAUCCCAAACGCUUCUGAGUUGGGCACGUCAAGUUUCAUCUGGUGACCAUAACAGGGAUUGCAAAGGUCAAUGAUUGCAGAGGCUUGGAAGGCCACUUCUCACGGGAAGUGGGAUAGGAGGCAGAGUGGGGGCAGGGCAGCUGGGAACAACUGCGACAAUUCGGGGUGGCAGCUGACUAGCAUUCAGAGAUGGCCGGGGUGUCUAAUAUUCCACUGUUUUCAAAGAGAAUCGAAGUAUGUAGUUUUAAUGUGUGUGAUCCCAAUUUUGAAAGACGGCAAUUAUUGAAAGAAAAAACACUGUUGGUACCACAAGACGCAUAGGCCUGUGGUUUGCAAUCUCUGAUCUAAUCUGUGGACCGGGUGGGGCAGGUUUUACCCUCUCAACUAUGAAAUGAAGGUGAUCUGCAAGGCUAUGGGAGGCAGUAUUCGGUUGAGGGAAGGGACAGCAGCAGGGGAUUAUAUAACCCAUGCAAAAGCUAAGAUGUGGAGAUAGCUUCUCCAGCCAAACUCCACGGUCUUUGCCCAGAGCAUCAGCACCAAAAUGCCACACCCGACAUUCAUUGCUUGCAGCUCAGCAAAAGCUAAUGCCCUCAAGCCUUCUCGGGCCACUGAAACGCCAAUUGAAUUUCGAAGACUUUUAGUCAGAAAUUUGUGGGCAGAAACUUCCUGGGGUUGCUGAGAGCUUUUUGAAGCCUCUCAGCGUCGAUGCAAAGUGAGUGGGUGUGUCACAGAGACGCAAAGGGAGAGAGGUGUUUCCCUUGACUGUGGAAACUUUAUAAAGAGAACUCACCUUCUCUGGACCAGUCCGCGUCAGGAGUCCUGCCCUUCACACUUCCACGAGUCUCCGCAAGAUUGAGAGAAGACAAGCCUUCCCCAGGGCUGGGUGCCAUGCAGCAGCCCGUGAAUUAUCCGUGUCCCCAAAUUUAUUGGGUGGACAGCAGUGCCGCUUCUCCUUGGGCUCCUCCAGGGUCAGUUUUCCCCUGCCCAUCCUCUGUGCCUGGAAGACCAGACCAGAGGAGACCACCACCGCCACCUCCGUCACCACUACCACCUCCAUCACAACCACCACCACCACCCCCACCUCUGCCACCACUGCCCCCUCUAAAGAAGAGGAUUGACUACAACCCAGACCUAUGGCUACCCGUGGUAUUUUUCAUGGUUCUGGUGGCUUUGGUUGGAUUGGGGUUAGGAAUGUAUCAGCUCUUCCAUCUGCAGAAGGAGCUGGCAGAACUCCGUGAGUUCACCAACCAAAGCCUCAAAGCAUCAUCUUUUGAAAAGCAAAUGCAGAACCCCAGUUCACCCUCUGAAAAAAAAGAGCCGAGGUGUGUGGCCCAUUUAACAGGCAACCCCAACUCCAGGUCCGUCCUUUUGGAAUGGGAAGACACAUACGGAACUGCUCUGAUCUCUGGAGUGAAGUAUAAGAAAGGUGGCCUUGUGAUCAAUGACACUGGGUUGUACUUUGUAUAUUCCAAAGUAUACUUCCGGGGUCAUUCUUGCAACAAUCAGCCCCUAAACCACAAGGUCUUCAUGAGGAACUUUAAGUAUCCAGGGGAACUGGUGCUAAUGGAGGAGAAGAAGUUGAACUACUGCACUACUGGCCAGAUGUGGGCCCACAGCAGCUAUCUGGGGGCAGUAUUCAAUCUUACUAGGGCUGACCAUUUAUAUGUCAACGUAUCUCAACUCUCUCUGAUUAAUUUUGAGGAAUCUAAGACCUUUUUUGGCCUAUAUAAGCUUUAAGAGAAAAAGCACUUUAGAAUUAUGAUUAUUCCUUAUUAUGGACAUUGGGAAUAUUGCCUUGAGUGAGAGUCUUCUUAAGACCAAUUGAGGUUAAUUGAGACUAAAUGAGCCACAAAGACCUCAUGAUCACAAGGGUCAACAGGUCAGCUAUCCUUCAUUUCCCAGAGGUCCAUGGAGUGGUCCUUCAUGCCUCCAUCAUGAGACAGAUGGAAGGAGGACUGUGACUGAGGAACAUAAAGCUUUGGGCUGCCAUGUGGUGAUGCAGAGGCACAGAGAUGGAACUGUCUGAUGUUAAAAGGCCAAGAGCAUUUUAGCCAUUGAAGAGGACACUGUUAAACUCGCCUUUCAGGGUGGGUCUACUUGCUACCUCAGAGGAGAUCGUCUUUUAGACACACAGUUGUGAUCUGAAUAUACAAGGGAUGGGAAAGGGGGCCAGGUUUGACUGAUAAGCUAGAGACUGAAAGAGGCCAAUGUCCUAUUGGCAGCAUCUUUACUUUUAACCAGUGUUUUCUGAGCCAGCCUUUGAUGCUAACAGGGAACUAAGAGGGAUGUUUGUGGCACAAAUCACCCUCUACACAGCAUGUGUACCUCCAGUGCAAUGGUGUCUGUGUGUUUGUAUCUAUGAGAGAGAAGACAGACAGAUUCUAGUGAGUCAUAUAAAUAGAAUGUGAACAUUAUGAAGUACAUAUUAGAAAUAUGUAUUACACUUGAUGGUAGUAGAUAUCUGAAUGUUUCCUGGCAAUAAACUCUAAUAGUCUUCAAAAAUCUUUUAUUAUCAGCUACUAAUGCUGUAUUUCCUUUACUACAACCAGUAUUUAUAUAUUUUGUGCAUCUUAAUGAAGAAAAGACAAAUAAAAAUUAUAUUGUAGUAUAUAGAAAAGCGUUAAGGAUAUAGUGUCUGGAAGUCAGUGAGCUGUGCUUAUUGUUUCUUUUCUCCACGGCUUCCUCAUUCACAAUGACUUUGGAGCAUUCUGAGAAGAAUUUGCAAUGGUGAGUAGAGCUGUGUGACAAAUUCUCCCAUCUUUGUCCAUUUCUCUUUUUUUCUCUCUAGUUGCUUUCCUCUGGACCUCGCAUUACCCUGAGUUUUGUUUACCAACAUUAUGGCCAUUGUUAAGGUGACCCAAAUAUCCACAUAUUUGAUGGCAACUCUUUUUUGGGGCCAGAGCCAUGGCAAAGUGGGAAGGGCACAUGCUUUGCAGUAAAAAGCCUGGAGUUGAUUUUUGUUGUUUUUGUUCUUAGCUCACUUUGCAGUCUGAUAGAUCACUUACCUUCUGAUGUGCAGGAAAGAGUUGGUAUGUGUGUAAUACUAGUGCAAGCUCUUUAAUAGAUCGUGUGUAUGUUUAAUAGAACUUUGUAUAGAUGAUUCAAUGGGGGUUUGAAGCCACAGUUAGGAGGAAAAGUUGAAAACUGAAACACACCCCAAUGCCUAACACUAGAUACAAGAAAGAUAUUUCUAGGAAUUAAAUAGGGGAGGGAGAAGGGAAAGUGCCAAGUCAACAGAGCCUGCUCUGUCAUUUAAAAGAAUCAACAAAUGCUUCCUAAAUAAACCAGGGAUAAAAACCAAAGUCUCAGGUUGGAAAGCAUCAACUUCUCAUCUUCAGGCUCUUCUGUCUCACAUCUGUUUUGGAUGGGUUGGUUCCUUCAUGGAGAAUGUCUGGGAGGUAUUUGGUCUUUUGUUUGUAGAUUUGUCUUUCCAGUCAUAUUUCCAGUCAUUUCUUCUCAUAUCCAUCUCUCAAAGGUGCCUUUGGGUUAUAUUAGGAGCUCACUGUACUUUAAGUGUUCUGAUUCUUGGCCUUUUGGUGAAGAUCAAGCAUAGUAUUAAUCCCAGUGAAGAGAUGCCGACAAUACCUUUAGAAACUUUAAGUUGUUUUUCUUUAAUUUAAAACACAAGUAAUGUUAAAACCCAAACAAUUCUGAAUGUAUUCAUUGAAAAUUGGAUCCCCCCUUGUUUCUUAACGGAAGAUGAUUAAACACAAAGUUCAACACAGACCUACACAGAAAAGUCACUUCUAGUUCAAUAGUUUGAGGUUUUCUUUUCUAACAUCUAACAGCACACAACACCCAUUCUUUUCUAAGCCCCUCAGACUGGUGGCUUUGUGUUCUCUGAAGUAGGUUUUGACUUACCACAGCUUAACAGGAAAGAGCUCUCCUGUGGCCAUCAUCAGAAGAGUGUUUAUUUUGAGACACUUUCAGAAGAGAAAUGGAAGGGGAAGCCUGGCCCCCUCAAAACCAAAGUAGAUGCUCGCCUUCAUGGACUAAGGCUUAGACAUUCUCUGGUCCUUAUCAAAAGAAAUGCAGAGGCCAUGUGUUAAACUAAAUAUAUUUAAAUGUGCCUGGGUAGAAGUUCUACUUUAGGGGCUCUUUUUCUUACCUAAUGUGAUAGGUUACAAUGACCUAGAAAAUGGGAGGUAGAACACAUCAUUUAGGGUAUUUGUACUCAGCAGUGAGCCCAGCUGAGAAGUGACCCAGCCUUUGGUAGAGCCAGGGACCUUUAGGGUUUACCUAGAAACCCACCAGACUUGAUCACAUAGGCAGCUAAGCAGGCAUCUUCUUCCUUAUGGUUCAUUUAGAAAGCAGCAGAUUAUCAUCUCAAUGCUGACCUGCUCACCUCUGCCCCCAGAUCUGCCAAACUGUGACACAGUUCUCCAUACUUCUGAAAAUACAUCUUCAGAAUAAGGCAAUACGACUUUCAUCCUUUCCUAUUUAGAGGUUUCCUCAGAGAUGUAGGGUCACCCAUUUUUUCUAAUUCUAUAAAAUGACAUGAGCCUCAUGCUCACAUUCUAUAGGAGCUCUAAUUUUAACAUUUUCUAAAAACUGUCAUGGGAGAUCCCCUUUCUCUAUAAAUGGGCAGUGCUCUUUCUAGCAGGUUUCUUGGCUCUCAUGAAUUCUAGCUGUGGAUGCUUUCCCAGGGCACUUGCCACUCCCAAAGUAGAGUAAUUUAUUGCCUUCAAGGCAUUCCUACAAUAAUGUGUGCAGACACGGUUCACUGAAAAGUUAGAGUAAUGCAAAGAGAGAGACAGAGACAGAGACAGACAGAAAGAGAGAGAGUUAUGAUACAUACAGUAUAAGUUACAUGUGAGAUUGAGUAUUAGAUGUCACCAUUUCCAAACUCACAAAUAUCUCCUUGAGUAGACACUCAAAAUUCUGGUAAUUUAAAGUAAGCAUAUGACAUUCACUUAUUCUACCAGUGUUUUUUAAAAAAAAAAUGUUUUUAUUGACUAAUUUUAUUCUUUGACCAUUUCAUGCAUGUAUACAAUGUAUACUGAUCACUUUUUCCCUAUACUCUUUCUUAUUUCCUUCCAGUCCCACUUACCAGUCCCUUAACAAGAAAUGUGACUUUUGGUUUUGUUUGUGAUUCAUUUAGUUUAACCCAGACCAUAUACAUGAACAAUUAGAUUUUAUCUGUUUGAGCUUGGUGGGAUCACCAGUGGGCACACAACUGAAGGCAAUUACUAACCCUCUCAAUAAGUUUACUAGUAGCAAACAGUCCUGCAGUAAAGGGCAGGGACCUACCUAUAAAGUACACCUUUAUCUGUGUUUGACUUUUGUUGGUGGCCCUAGUCUUGUGCAGCCCCAGUGCUAACAUCUGCAGCUAUUGUGAAUUUAUUAUUGCAAUGGCUAUGUCUUACCCAGAUGACAGCAUUUUGUAUCCCUUCUCUUGAUCUUCUGGCCUUUACCCUCUUUCUAGUCCCUCUUUCACAAUGUUCUCUGAGUCUUAAGGGUAUAGUUUAAAUGUCUUGUUUAGGGCUGAACAUGCGUCACUUGUUCCCAGCACUUUGUAUACAUGAGUCUCUUCAUUCACCAACAUUCAUUGGGAAAAGACACUUCUCUGAUUAAGGAAAAGAGCAACAUUUGUCUAUGUAUGAUAUAAAUAUUUAUAAGACAGUUUGCUGCUGUGAAAAACUUAGCUAAACCAUAAUAUCCAACUUCCCCCACUUGGGUCUAUGAUUUCCUCCCAGUGAGGGUUUUUUGACCAGGUUUACAGUACCAGGAAUGGCUUCCCUCCUAUGGAGCAAGUCUCAAAUCUAGGUGAGAAGUUGUUUGUUACACAUAAAACAGAAGUGCCACUACAACACAAGUGGCACAUCUUGCCUGGAGGUUAACCAAGUGUCUUGUCUUGUUUUGAAUGUCUACCAUAUAGGAGAAACUUUCCUAGAGGAUAUAAUAAUAGAGUCCUUUAUGGAGUUUAUUUUAAUGGCAAAGUAGAAAAUAAGCAAUAACAAAUAAUAAAAAUGUAUAGGAACAUACCUGUUAUUGCUAUACUUCGGAGACCGAGGUAGAAGGAUUGCAGAUUUGAGGUCAGUCUGGGUUACAUGAGUUCCUGCUCUUCAGAAGAAUGCACACAAGUAUUUAAUGUCAUGUGGUAGUAAGUGUUAUGAAGAAAAUUGGGUAAUGUGGCAGAAUGAGGGAAAAUGGUUAUUGAACAGAGGGAAAACAAGAUACACAGAUGCCUAACCUCAAGCAGAGAAGUUGCAAGUGCAGAACCUUAAGAUAGAAAGUGGUUAGGUUUCAAUCUACUGUAAUUUAGAUUCAGAUGUUGGAAACUUGAUCCUUGAAGUGAUAGCUUGGGGAUGUGGGACCUAUUUACCAAGUGGUGACUAGGUCAUGAAAGCAGAACCUUCAAGGGAUGGAUUUAUUUUAUUUUAUUUUUUGCAGGACUAAACUAAUCUGUCCAGUAUGUUUUUUGUUUUUGCUCUUUUGAAACAUAUGCUCUUGUCAUUUCAUUAAUUUCUGCCAAGUUAUAGAACAGCACAAAGACUGUCAUCAAAUGCCAUCACUAUAUCCUGCCCAUAGUUAUACCCAUGGACUUCACAGCCCUUAGAACCAUUCUUCACCUUAUAAACUAUUCAGUCUGUGGCAUUGUGUUGUAGCAUUAGAAAGCAGAGUUAAGGUAACUGUAUAGAUAGAGAUCACAGGGUCUUAGAGUUGUUCUUAGUUUUUCUCUAGCUUCUUCCUGAGAGCUAUGUACUCUGGGCUUUCAUAUGAACUCCCAGAAGAACCACUCUGCUGUCAAUGGUAACCCAGUUGUCUCAAGGUAAGAAAGGAAGAUAUUGAACUCAGGGUGAGAGGCCUGGGUUGAGUCCAGUCUCUGCUACUUGACUAUGUGUGUGACUUUAAGUAAGUCCCACGAACACUGUGAGAUUCCUAUUCUUUUUAUUUUGUGUGUGUGUGUGUGUGUGUGUGUGUGCGCGUGCGCGCUUCUACCAAGACUAUUUUUUUAUUUUAAAAACUUUUUUCAUACAAUAUAUUUUGACUGUGUUUUUCUCUGGCCUGAAUUCUUACCAGAUCCUUCCCACCUCCCUACCCACCCAACUUCUUGUUACCCCCUCUCUCUAAAACAAACAAAUA